AACUCCCCCUCCAACUCCUCACCGCUGUGUUGGGGCCUGAGCCGGCGGGGCUCUCAGGGCAGUGCGGGGGUUCAAGGCUGGGAGACGGCUGCAGUGUGCUGGGGGGAGGGGGUGGAAAGCUGUGGGGCACGGAGGUGGGGGGGUUCACCCUGUGCUCUGGGGAUGGAGGGGGACACCGGGAUCUGUGGGGAGAGGGCGCCCCGUCCCUGACCCCAACCCUUCUCCCACUGUUAUCCCCACCAAACACCCCCCAGAGCGACCCCGGGAGCCCCGAGCAAAGAUCCCCAGCAGCCACAUGGCCUCGCUGUGCCCCCCGCCCCCCCUUCCCAAGCUCCUAUCCGUGCCGUCUCUCCUUCACCCACUCUUUGUUGUUUCUUGCGAGAAGGAAAAAAAAAAAAAAAAAAGAGAGAAGCCAAACCCCAAACCAGGAGGCAGGAGCCUGUUUUGCCUCCCAGGCAAUAUUUCUGGAGCCAAUCGGAAUGCGCACCCACCCUGCCCCGCUCCCUAAUUAAAGGCUUUGGAGCAGGGCCGCCCGCAGCUCUGGGCACACACUCACGGGUCGCCUCUCGGCAGGAGCAGAUCGGGGUACGUUGUGGGUAGAGGGGGGUCCCGGGCGGGCUGCAGCCCCCCGAGCUGCAGCGAUGAGCGGCUCCUUCGACAAGAAACUCUCCAGCAUCCUCACCGACCUGUCGGGCUCGCUGAGCUGCCAUGCCUCCUCCAAGGACUCCCCGACGCUUCCCGAGUCCUCCGUCACCGACCUGGGCUACUACAGCGGCCAGCACGACUUCUACCCCGGCCAAUCCUACGGGCAGCCCGUCGCCCAUUACCCCUACCCCCAAUUCAACCUCAACUCCAUCGGCGCCGGCGGAACCUAUUCCCCCAAAUCUGACUAUUCCUACAGCCCGUCCUACCGGCAGUACGGCCACUUCAGGGACCAGCAGCUCCCGGCGCAGGAUGCAGUGUCGGUGAAGGAGGAGCCGGAGCCCGAGGUGCGGAUGGUCAACGGGAAACCCAAGAAGAUCCGCAAACCCCGCACCAUCUACUCCAGUUACCAACUGGCGGCCCUGCAGCGCCGCUUCCAGAAAGCCCAAUACCUGGCCCUGCCCGAGCGCGCCGAGCUGGCGGCCCAGCUGGGGCUCACCCAGACCCAGGUGAAGAUCUGGUUCCAGAACCGCCGCUCCAAGUUCAAGAAGCUCUACAAGAACGGCGAGGUGCCAUUGGAGCACAGCCCCAACAACAGCGAUUCCAUGGCCUGCAAUUCCCCCCCAUCGCCCGCCGUCUGGGACAGUGCCUCGCACGGCAGCGCGCCGGGACGGACCCCCCUGCCACAGCCGUUGCCCUACAGCCCCUCGCCCGCCUUCCUGGAGGAGCACAGCCCCUGGUACCACCCGCAGAGCCUCGCUGCCCCCCACCAGCCCCCCACCACCAUGCACCACACCUCGCCGGGGCCGCCCCCCAACCCGGGCGCCGUCUAUUAACCGCGUUGGGCAGAGACAGUGCAGAACUCCUUCUUUUCCCUUUUUCUUUUCCCCACCGCCUCCCCCCUCCCCCCUCCCCCUCCCCUCGAUUAUUAUUAUUAUUAUUUUUUAAAGUGUUCCAGGACACUCGUGUACACACACACCCCUAUGUAUCUACUUCUAUAUCCUCUCCUCUCCCGGCUCAUCUCAGGAACAACAGGGACUGCAAAGGGUUGAACUCGUGAGCUCUGCGCCCAGGGGACACCGCCGCCGCCCCCCAACAACUGCAUUCCCCCCCCCUCCGACCCACAGGAGAGACAUUUGGGUGACCGUCACCCCACCUCGGGGUCCCCGUGGAGCUUGUGGGGCGCCGUGUGGGAUGGAGACAUGAGGACCAAAGCAAGGUGCCACCCCCACCUGGAGCAGGGGGCACCCCGCACCCUUACGGCACCCAAAAUCCAGCGCCGUGCAGGGACCAAGAGCUGUGGACUAUGGGUGCUCCAUGGGGUGUGGGUGCACCGCAGGGCUGUGGGUGUUCUAUGGGGCCAUGGGUUCUCCAUGGGGAUGUGGGUUCUCCGUGUGGCCAUGCGUCCUCCAUAGGUUUUCCAUGGUGCAAUGGGUUCUUCAUGAGGCUGCAGGUGCUCUAUGGGGUCUCCAUGGGGGGCCGUGGGGUCUCCAUGGGGUCGUGGCUUCUCCAUGGGGCUGUGGGUUCUCCAUGGGACCAUGGGUUCUCCAUGGGGCUGUGAGUUGUCCAUGUAGCUGUGGGUACUCUAUGGGGCCAUGGGUUCUCCAUGGUUUCUCCAUGGGGCCGUGGGUUCUCUGUGGGGCUGUGAGUUGUUGGUGGAGCUGUGGGUUCUCCAUGGGGCCGUGGGUUCUCCAUGGGGCCGUGGGUUCUCCACAGGGCCAUGGGAGCUCUGUGGGGCUGUGAAUGUUCCAUAGGGCUUUGGAUGAUCCAUGGGGCCAAAGGCGGCUUCGCAGGACCCCGACCUUGGGGACGGCGCUCAGACGACGAGGCGGUUAUUUAACAAUUAAAAAUAUAACUAAAAAAAAAAAAAAAAAAAAUUAAAAAAAAAGGGGAAAAAAGGGGUGGGGGAGAAAAAGUAUUUUAAUAUUUAAACAGUUUGGGAACGGCUUAAGUUAUUUUUUUUUUGAGAGAAAAGUGGUGCAAAGCGUCUGUUUUCUCCGAGUGCCUCCAACGCUGUCCUUUAAGCUAACAGGGAAGAGGAAGGCGUUUUUUAAGUGAACCUCCACGCAUUUAACACGAAAACAAACCAAAAAAGCCCCCCCAACCCCCCCCCCCCCAAAAAAAAAAGAAACAAACAAAAAAAAACUUUACUAUUUUUUAAGAGAGCGACGCUAUUUUUUUAGGAAGAAGUGCCGUUUUAAAGAUGUGUCCCUCUGCGUUGUACAGCCCCCAGGACCUUAUUUAUGUUGCCUUAUAUAUAUAUA
Tympanuchus pallidicinctus (lesser prairie-chicken) is the source of this 2906-nucleotide messenger RNA. RefSeq names its product distal-less homeobox 3 (gene DLX3). The transcript has 3 exons. Bases 642 to 1478 code for a protein of 278 amino acids. Gene Ontology annotation, biological process: embryo development; regulation of transcription by RNA polymerase II; epithelial cell differentiation. Gene Ontology annotation, molecular function: RNA polymerase II cis-regulatory region sequence-specific DNA binding; DNA-binding transcription factor activity, RNA polymerase II-specific. The record is from RefSeq and is a predicted model, not a curated record. Lineage: Eukaryota; Metazoa; Chordata; Aves; Galliformes; Phasianidae.